AUGGAUGGCGAUGACGCAACCCCCAGGACUACGGAAACCCCGCAGCGGGCAUCCGUGUUCGCGGAGGUGGUAACCAGCGUGGUCUCGCAGAACGGAGGCGUUGCCAAAGUGUUCGCAUCAGACUCGGACUACUUCCAUGCUGAUGAUAGUGGCCUCGACAGGGAAAUGCUGCGGAAGCGUGUUGGGUUGGAGUACAAAAUGUUGAGCAUGCUGCCCCGAUUAGUCUUCUUCAUUGUAUGCUUCGGAUUGUUUAUCGCAAUCCAGCAGGUUGAGUACGAUCCCACGAAUUUCUCCGGAAUCCACCUGCGCCUCAACGAUCACUUCCACUUGGACAAUGUGUACGGCAUCCGGCAGAUUCCAGAGCUCAUCGAGUACCUGGAUACGUUCGUCAUUUCCAAUGCACAGCUCGAUCCUCUCAACAUCUACCACUGGUGUGCAGAGGAUGACGCCCUUCCAACACCUGUUGGAAAGAUCAGGUGUCGGCGAGAUCAAGGUGAGAUACCGGACAAGGCCUUUUUGGAUCACUACAACGUGUACAACCAGCGGAUCCAGGAUGCUCAGAGUGAAGCUUUGCUCAACAUGGUCCAGGAGCUCCGUGACCGCAUUAUCAACAACGACAGCAACAAUUCGAACGGUUCUUCUGGUUCGUCCUGGCGACGCCUGAAGGAGGACGAGAGGGACGCCAAGGCCGCAAAGUCGCCAAGGGCACCACGACAGCGCCACGCAUCAGCGUCGCUGCGUCUUCCUGAAGUGGCAUCGAGUGAAGCUGCCUCGGCGACCAGCCAGCCGUACAGUCUCGCGAACACGUCCGGGAUCGUUGGAUUUGCGUUGAAUGGAGUCUUGCUCAUCGGAGCCCAUCAGCAUCAUGGUCACUCCAUGCCAACAGCAUGGCAUUUCGACGACUGCGGCGGCCAUGUGGAUUCAGAUGGGCACUACCAUUACCACUUCCCGGCCUCCUGCUAUUUGUCAGCUCAAGGCUUGGCCUCUCCUGGCCGUACAGAUUGGUGGGCGCAGCCUGACCCAAUGGCUUUUUGGCCGACACUGUCGAAGCCCUCGCCAGUCCUCGGCUACGCUCUGGACGGCGUCCCCAUCCACGGCCCGUACGGACGCGAUGGCCGCCUUGUCGACGUGAACGAGCUGGAUGAAUGCAAUGGCCGGUGGGAGAUGAAUGCAAGCGGCGAGAAGGAGUAUCACUACGUGUGGUCCGUCGCUGAGCCUUUCCUCCCUCAGUGCUUCCGAUUGCGACCUGCACAGGUCGCGUUUGAGAACCCUGGCAAUCCUUGUCGUGUACGGGGAGAGCCUAGCCUAAGCAUGGCCGCGCCCAAAGGGACGUCCAGCAAGGGCGAAUGGCUUCUUCUUUCGCACGGAUGCCCAGACCAUCCUUACUUCAACAACCCAAUGAAGGUUGCUGGCGUUGCAAAAGUCUUGGACAGCAGCGAACGCAAGCCGUCGGUGGGCGCUACGGAGUGCCAUGCAGGUGGCAGCCACAACGCGAGCGACGCAAGGGGUGGCUCGUACACCAGCGGUUGCUCGGCAAGUUCCCACGAUAGCAUUCUGAGGAGCUUGCAGAGUACCGAUGCCAAUGGUACUGGAGACGGCGUCCUUGAUGUCUUCAACCCUUGCGCAGCAGUUUUCAACUCUGGCAAUGGGGACUCAAAUGAUGAUGGCGUCACUGAUGUCUUCAAUCCCUGUGCAGCAGUUUUCGACACCGAAGACAAUAAUGGGGUUCCGGAUCUCUUUGUUCGCUAUCGGCCGUUCUCCAUGACGGCCUCCUCCGUGGGCUUCCCCUUCAUCUGCCAGUCGCGGAACGUCGAGAAGGACUGCGAUUCACAGUUCGUGGACAACUACAACGCACAGAAGCCCAACCCUGUCUACAAUGAGCCGCUCAACGCGCCGCGCGACUCGAGCAUCCUGCGCUGUCGUGGAGAAGAGUACUCAGCAGAACCACAUGUAGGCUUCACCCCAGCGGUGCGAGAUGGCAUUCCCUACUACUGUGUGUUCCUGGAUGACAACAUCUUGACGACAAUUCGAGAGUUUGAGUGGAUCGAUGAUCUGACCCGCGACAUCUUCGUGGCCAGCUUCAUCUACUUCCCCAACGCAGAUGCUGUCUCACUGCUGAGGUUGGACUUUGCUUUCCAGGAUACUGGCCGAAUUGUUUCAGACAGGCGCAUCAACACGCACAGCGUCCUUCAGGAUGCGCCGCGCUGGACAACAUACUUAGCCCUCCAGAGCACUUUCCUCAUUCUCAUUUACGCUCGAAUUCUGUUCAUCCUGUGCCGCUGCUGCCGAGUGAAAGCGCAACGCCGCAUAACCUAUGACUGCUUGCUGACGGUGCUGCUUGGUGCUUUUGGCACCCAGGACCUCCUGUAUCGCCUCGUAGGUGAGGAUACGACCAUGACGGGCCUCAUCUCUUUGGUCAAUCGGAUUCUCAGCGUGGAAGACCCAUCGAGCCAAAGUGCCGUCGCAAUGGUCAUCAAUGACUCGUUCGAGACGUUAAACGUGAUCAAGGAUGCGGUGCAAUACCAGGAGUUGAUGAAGCUGCUGGCUUAUUUCCUGGUGUUCAUGUGCCUCCUAAGACUUAUCCAGUACAUGGAGGUGCAUCCGAAGGUCGACCUCAUCAGCCGCACAGUCAUGGUAGCAGCCGGCGACAUGUUCCACUUCUGCCUGAUUUUUAUCAUCUUCUUCGCGAUUCUCGCCUGGCUGGCUCACUGGUCCUUCGGCCCGGACAAGAUCGCUUUCUCCACCUUCCGCAUAGCCGCCAACACAUGUUUUCAGAUGUUGAUCGGCGAGUACCCCUUUGAGGAUGAGUGGACAGAAGGCUGGCUGCAGAAGAUUUGGUACAUUCUGUAUACCUUUCUGCUCUUCUUGGUCUCCUUGAACAUUCUGCUGGCCAUCAUUGUCGAGAGCUUUCUCAGGGUCAAGCAGGAGACAGAAGGAAGGCUGGAGGUGAAGAGCUUGGUGCUGGAUCUCCUCUCCUUGCCAUUGAAAGCGCUGAUCGGCUUCCAUCACCGAUGGCCGUCGACCCGCGCGUUGUACUUUCAUCUCGAGGUGAGGCUGUCUCACCGUCCUAGAGCUCGGAGGUCUGGAUCUAGAUAG
This is a messenger RNA of Symbiodinium sp. CCMP2456, 3096 nucleotides long. Lineage: Eukaryota; Dinophyceae; Suessiales; Symbiodiniaceae. The record is from the annotation of a GenBank genome assembly.